Rotaria sp. Silwood2 is the source of this 598-nucleotide messenger RNA. Lineage: Eukaryota; Metazoa; Rotifera; Eurotatoria; Philodinida; Philodinidae. The record is from the annotation of a GenBank genome assembly.
AUUGAAAGUUAUAAAAAAUUCCAUUAGUAUUUUGACUAUUUGCAUAGGAAAAAAUGAUCAGAUCGAGCUGAAAAUUUCAGAGAAUACUAAACUCACUGCCCUCUACAACAUAUGAAAAAAAUCAGCAAAUUCUGAGAUAUCUCACCUUCGUCGUUAUCCCAUAGUGACUGAUUUUCUCAGAGAUUUGCUCUUAAGAUUGAUUAUCUAAAUAAUGGGGCUGGAUUUUUUUAAAGCUCAAAAUUAGUUGAAUUAAUUCUACAUCAUUUAACGAAUUAUGUUGAAAAUAUUUGGCCACGUAACAUGAGUCAAUGUGAUAGUUGUUCGCACGCAGCGUGGACAUGUUUAAUAUAUAUUUUAGACAUUCGAGUUAACUACAGUGCCUGAUUUUUGGACUAAUAAUCUUGAUCGUACACUCGAAUUAGAUGGUCGAAAAACAUUUCAUAGUGAUCCAGAACCCAAUACAUAUCAUAAUGUUUCACAUGAUGAUAUGUAUCAUUUAGAUGAAUUUUAUGCAUGGCAAUAUAUUGAUCGUCUUGUUAAUGAUAAGAAUCGAAAAGAAUUCGUUAAAUAUCUUCGAAGAUAUAUUUCAAGUCAUUAA